This is a messenger RNA of Penicillium manginii, 1041 nucleotides long. Its product is annotated as zinc-binding alcohol dehydrogenase family protein. Bases 1 to 1041 code for a protein of 346 amino acids. The record is from RefSeq and is a predicted model, not a curated record. Lineage: Eukaryota; Fungi; Ascomycota; Eurotiomycetes; Eurotiales; Aspergillaceae. The transcript is spliced from 3 exons. Gene Ontology annotation, molecular function: oxidoreductase activity, acting on NAD(P)H.
AUGAAAGCCAUCAAGACGAUCGCAAAUCAUCAGGCGCAAAUUCAAGAUGUGCCCCUUCCUACAUUGCGAGAUGGCUACAUUCUGGUGAAAGUUAACGCUAUAGCCCUGAACCCAACAGACUGGAAGCAUAUUGACGUGGUCGCUCCACCUGGGACAACGAUCGGCUGCGAUUUCGCUGGCGUGAUUGAAAAAGUCGGAUCAAAUGUAGGAGCAGAAUGGCAGCCAGGCAACAGAAUUGCAGGCUUCACGCAUGGCGGCAGCGAGGUUCAGCCGGAAGACGGAUGCGCCGCAGAGUACUGCGUGGCAAAGGCCGGCGUGGGCAUGAAGAUCCCUGAUGGUAUGCUGGACGAGGAAGCGUGCACUCUGGGGGUUGGCGUGACCACUGUGGGACAGGGUCUUUACCAAUCACUUGGUCUACCGCUUCCUGAGGCUCAAUCGAAAGCAAAUUUCCCAAUUCUCAUCUAUGGAGGGAGUACGGCAACGGGAAGCCUUGCUAUUCAGUAUGCUCGUCUUUCUGGUUGCACGAAAAUCAUCACGACGUGUUCUCCACAUCACUUUGAAUUGGUCAAGUCCCUUGGCGCAGACGCCGCCUUCGACUACAGAGACCCAGACUGCGUGCAGAAGAUCAAGAAUUAUACCACAGACUCUCUAGCACAUGCAUUCGACUGUGUUUCUACGAGCGCGAGCGCCACGUUCUGUGCUGCUGCGAUUGGUCCAAAUGGAGGUGCGGUAUCUUAUCUUCUGCCCCUGAAACAUGACCGAGAGGAUGUUGUGGCGAAAUAUACACUAGCUUAUACCGCCAUGGGGAGGUACUUCAGCAUCGCGGGAGGUAGAGAAUUCGGGCCACGGGACCAGGAUCUGGAGUUUGCGAAGAUGUUCUGGAAGCUCAGCGCCGGGCUCUUUGCAGAUGGCGUGAUUCGAGUACACCAGCCCCGGGUGGGCAAGGAUGGGCUGGAAGGAGUUUUCGCUGGGUAUCAGGCUAUGAGAGAGGGAAAAGUGAGCGGACAGAAACUAGUUUACCGCAUCGGAGAUACUCCGUAA